Molecule: messenger RNA, 2233 nt
Organism: Cimex lectularius (bed bug)
Lineage: Eukaryota; Metazoa; Arthropoda; Insecta; Hemiptera; Cimicidae
Product: 5-aminolevulinate synthase, erythroid-specific, mitochondrial-like
Biological process (GO): hemoglobin biosynthetic process; erythrocyte development; heme biosynthetic process
Cellular component (GO): mitochondrion
Molecular function (GO): pyridoxal phosphate binding; 5-aminolevulinate synthase activity
Source: RefSeq, a predicted model, not a curated record
GGAUGAGACCCUUCAGUCUAAUCUUUUCUUUUCUAGUCACCAGUAGUCAAGUGCUACUAAGCAUUCCUCGUCUAUAUUGCAAUUAAGAAGGUUUUUGCAAUUUUCCAUCACAGAUAUGUUGAGAAGAGAAUAAGCAGGAUUUUCUACAUCGACAUUAGCGAUGUUAGACGACGAUUAUCUGGGUCAAGAUUUAUAGUCAUGUGACCCAACAACAACCACUUGCGAUGUGCAACUUCGGGAACGAGUAGCAAUCUGCGAGAGGGACGUUUUUGGAGAGAUCAACUAUUGGAAACAAGAUGCCAUCCCCGAACCGAAGUCGACUGCGGAAAAUUCUGUUUACACUUAUUCGAACUACGGAGCGGAAGAUCCAAGUACGCGGCAGAGGCAGGAAACACAAGAAAGCUCGAGUUACAGAACCAACACGGCUGGAGAUUUAGACGAUCUGAUGAACGUGGUGCCGUCCAAUUUCUCCAACGAUUACGUUGUACAUGUUGAAAAUGAGGAAUCGCCCAACCUCCUUAAAAUUAAGAACUCGACGACACACGCUCCUGAUGCCAUGACUCUCCUUGAAGAAAUCGCGUACCCUCAGAACAUCCACGGGUUCGUGGACUUGACAUCCCACCUAGCAGAACCGCCAGAACAGGAUCGCCCGAACGGUUCCUACCCAUUUUGCUUACAGGUCAGCCCGUUACCGGUUCCGGCCGACGGUUGGACUGGUGGGACGAGGAACAUCUCUGGCAAUUCUGUCCUACAUGAGACCUUGGAGAAUAAUCUUGCCGUUCUUCAUAAAAAGGAACGAGCUCUUCUUUUCACUUCUUGUUUUGUCGCGAAUGAUUCCACAUUAUUCACAUUAGGGAAAACUAUCCCAAAUCUGCAUUUCUUUAACGACGAAGGCAACCAUGCAUCUAUGAUUCAAGGCAUAAGAAACAGCAGGUCUUCUAAAUUCAUAUUCCGCCACAACGAUUUAUCUCAUUUGAACGAACAACUGCAGAAAGUAGAUAAAUCCGGGCCCAAAAUCGUUGCGUUUGAGACAGUUCAUUCCAUGACUGGCGCGAUCUGCCCUUUGAAAGAAUUAUGCAAUAUCACUCACGAUCAUGAUGGUUUGACUUUUAUCGAUGAAGUUCAUGCAGUUGACUUGUAUGGAGAGAACGGGGCUGGUAUAGGAGAAAGGGACAACCUCCUUGAUGAAAUGGAUAUUAUUUCAGGCACUCUUGGAAAAGCGUUUGGAAAUAUUGGAGGCUAUGUUGCCUCUUCGGAAAAACUAAUAGACAUGAUUAGAAGCUAUGCCGCUGGAUUUAUCUUUACUACUUCUUUACCUCCUACAGUUUUGGCAGGGGCAAUAGCCUCGAUUUCAAUUUUGUUUUCAGAUGAAGGAAGGCAGCUGAGAGCGAAGCACAAGGAAAAUGUUGACUACCUGAGAAAUAGGCUGGUAGAGCAGGGCUUUCCAGUUGAAAUGACAAGCUCUCAUAUUAUCCCGAUCCACAUCGGAGACCCCUACAUCUGCUCAAUGCUCUCCGACACGUUGCUCAGACAGAAACGUCACUAUGUCCAAGCGAUAAAUUAUCCCACCGUGCCAAAGAAACUCAGGCUCUCUCCUACACCAUUCCAUUCCCAAAACAUGAUAGACAAUUUUGUCAAAGAUCUAGCUGAAAUAUGGCACCAGCUGGGGCUGUUUCAUGUGUCAUGAGAUCAAUGCAAUAGGAGCAAUACACCCGCAUCACAAAACAAACAAAAAAUUACCACAAACGAUCCAAAAACGGAGCAUCGACGUCCGGCACUCGGCGGGAAAGAUCUCUCCACUACUGCCACAUCUGCAGCAAAGGGUCUAAUGAUAAAUACUCUGUCAACGUCCACAUAAGGACCCACACCGUGAGAAACCCUUCUAUUGUUCCUACUGCGACAAAUGCUUCCGGCGGAAAGCUCAUUUGGCCAAACAUUACUAGACACACUUGAACAGGACAAAAUCCAACUGAGUAUCAUUUUAUAAAUAGACAAGUGUACAUACAUGCUGGGCCAAGAUUUACAGUAAUGGGAUCUACUUUUGGAGCUCUGGAGCCGAAAGAACCCAAAAACAACCACUUGCCGCUCGAACGCAUAUGAAAUAAAGUGAAUCUAUACGCUAAAUGUAUAUAGUUCUGUGAUAAAAGUGUUUUUAUUUUUGGUUUUCUUUAGAUUCGACAUUGUAUUGAUACAUACUUUCAUAAGUUUUUAUAUAAUCAAGUUCUGUUGUAAU